Cryptotermes secundus is the source of this 1182-nucleotide messenger RNA. RefSeq lists its product as uncharacterized. The record is from RefSeq and is a predicted model, not a curated record. Lineage: Eukaryota; Metazoa; Arthropoda; Insecta; Blattodea; Kalotermitidae. The transcript is spliced from 4 exons. Bases 333 to 965 code for a protein of 210 amino acids.
AACGCGCUUCAGCGAUUCGUUUGUCAAGGUGGCACGGACUUGCUGUUUUGUUUUUCUGAUGUUAAUGGAGCAAGAGCCUAGUAUAUAUGACAAACGCCCUUCAGAAUAUGCUAGGCAGGACCAAAUAGAUUUGGUUUGGGUAAGGAUUUCUAAUGAGACGAAGGAAUCUGGAUCCAGGUGUGGUGGUUUGCCAUGGAAUGGCUGAUCAGUCAACUGCUUCUGUGAAGCAAGUUCAUAUGUUUUGUACCGGCUGACUGUAGUUGCAACACCCCGCUGCUGCGCUUGACCUCUGUGAUAAGUCUUUACUCAGAUAUGUUUGUUCCCAUGUCGAAAUGCCGCGAGUGAGAUACACAUUGGAACAGCGACUGUUCAUGUAUGAUACCUAUGUGAAGAGUGGCUGCGUAAGAACAGUAAGGAGAAGAUUUGCCCAUAAAUUUAAGAAUGUUACAAUUCCACACAGAAAAACUAUUCAUGCAAUUGUAAACAAAGUAAGACAGACAGGAUCAUUAUUGGACAAAAGGAGAACUGUAUCAAAAUGCCGAGUACUCACUGAAGAGAAAUUGGAUGAAAUUGGUGCUAGACUUGAACAUUUUCCUCAAAAAUCCCUCAGGCUUAUUGCACAGGAGACAGGGAUUUCAAAAACUUCAGCACGAAAUGCCACAAUACUCCUGAAUUUGAAGCCUAACAAGACAGCAGUGGUGCAUAAAUUGCAGUCAUGUGAUCCUGCUAACAGAGGAAUACAUGUGGGAAAACUGAGAGCAUAUAUACCUCCUACUGCAGUAUGGCGCAGAAUGGAAUUUGUUAACACAGAACCUGAUACAGAUAGUGAGAGAUUUCUGACAUCUCCUCCAAGUGGAAGUCAGCCAAAUAAUAUAAAGACAGAAGAGGAACCUGUGCUAAUGACAUUUCCAGUAAUGAGGUCCGAAAGUGAGGAGCGUUCCAAAUGUAAGCAGCACAAUCCGUGAUGUGCCACAAAAAUUCAUCUGAGUCUGCAGUUUCUCUUGAUAAAUAACUUCAUGAAGUAUCCCCAGAAGUUAAGGGGAGUGACAUUUGGUAAACAUGGAGACUAGCCAAUCCAACAACGUGCAGAGUGUGUCUCAAGUCCUGUUAUCCUGUUAGUUGAUAUGGAAAUUGGAAUGUAGCUGAUGAAUUACUAAUAUAUUGGUAUAUUAAUGAUAGAAA